AUGGAUUCUGAUCCAGACUCCAACCGAGCACCUGAUUUCUCAAUUUGCAACCAUACCCAGACCCCAGCUCAAGAUAAUCUUCAAAUGAUCUCCAACCCCGCUAUCAAAGCUUAUUAUGACCAGUUAGAUCGUGACAAUCAUUCCAGCCUACAGUCUCAGCCACCUGCCAAUCCCUUGCCAUCUUCCCCCGACAUCAUCAACUUUGACUGGGGUCUACUCGACAACCCCUCACAUGUUGUUCUUGAUCUGCCACCUGAGCAGGAAGCAGUUGCCUCAAUAGCGCUGGCUGCUCUUGACCACUUCAAUGCACUCUUGGAUUCCUCAAACAAAGACCUUGAAUGGUCGGAUGCUCCCAGCAACGAUGAUUUACCGGAGGUCACUUCAACAAUGGUAUUGAAACAGCCAGUCAUGGACGCAAACGUGCUCGUACUGCAGACCAUACAGCAACCUCACGGCGGUGGUUCCCUUGGCAAGACAAGGUUGUAA
Serpula lacrymans var. lacrymans S7.9 is the source of this 486-nucleotide messenger RNA. RefSeq lists its product as uncharacterized. NCBI's taxonomy places the organism in Eukaryota, Fungi, Basidiomycota, Agaricomycetes, Boletales, Serpulaceae. The transcript has 3 exons. The record is from RefSeq and is a predicted model, not a curated record. Bases 1 to 486 code for a protein of 161 amino acids.